Patiria miniata (bat star) is the source of this 2232-nucleotide messenger RNA. Its product is annotated as F-box/WD repeat-containing protein 7-like. The record is from RefSeq and is a predicted model, not a curated record. The coding region runs from base 5 to 1552 and encodes 515 amino acids. NCBI's taxonomy places the organism in Eukaryota, Metazoa, Echinodermata, Asteroidea, Valvatida, Asterinidae. The transcript has a single exon. Gene Ontology annotation, molecular function: protein binding.
AGCGAUGGCAUCCUACCUUCAGCGAGUGGAAUUUGCUUGUCUGCCAAAUGAAAUACUGGAUAAAGUUCUGCAAUAUCUAACGCCCAAAGAUCUUUGUCAUGUUGCGUUGUGCAAUAAAUCUUGGAGAGAAGCAGCCAAUCAUGAUGUUCUGUGGCACCCUCUUUGUCAAGCAGAAGGAUUGAGGCACUUUGGUAGAGCUGAAGACCUUGACGAAAGCACUGCAUUCAUUCCUGUUGACAAGCAGAGCAAUGGUAAAGAUGUGAACUUCUCGUUCGAUACCAUUGUUAGUGGUUCUGACUGGCCUGGACUGAUGGACACGUGCACAUGGAAGACGGCCUACAUGAAAGCACAUCAUCUCGAAAGGAACUGGAGGAAUAAUCGUUACCACGUUGUCUCUUUCGAGUUUGGCUCGGAGGGAUGUGCUGGUCUAUACAGUCCCUCAUGGAAUUCUACGAGUCAAUUACAGAUAUAUAAUCUACAUGGAGAGGGUACCUACCUAGCAGGAGGAGUUUCGAAUGGCACAGUCAUGGUGUGGGAUAUGUACAGUGGGAAACUACAACACACCAUACACGUAGACAUCUGUGACAAAAGCGAAUGUUUGAAAAUUGGAAAUGGCACCAUAGCUGUAGGUUGUAGAGAUGGGAUGAUUCGUACAUACUCUGCCAAAACAGGGCAACAACUGCAGGUUAUGUCUCGUCAUCGACUUCCAGUAUCCAAAUUGUUUAUUGACGAUGACACAAUUGUCAGUGUCGCUCGGCCUAGGCCUGGCGAUGGCAGCUAUGACACAUGUGAGGACAGUGACAUCCGAGUUUGGUGUUCAUUAAAUAGUGGUCUUCGUUUUCUUUUUCGCAGAGAGACGGACGAUUCCAAAGAUAUUUUGUUAGAAGACGUAGAUUAUCGGAAUAAAACGGUAGCCGCUGUUUAUGUUGACCGAACAAUUCGGUUAUGGAAUGCACAGAGCGGUGUAUGUAUGCAUGUCAUAGGUCCAUCGCAUCGGAUGGGUGAGUUUGUAGAGGCGUUGACAUACUGCCAUCUCAGCAACGGAAAUCUCAUCGUUGGUGAUAGGGACAACAGAGUAGAAAUGUAUGACGUGAAAUCAGGGGAGUGCUGCAAGACAUUCAACAUUCCUUUAGGCUGUGAUGAUGACGCAGAUGAUGAAAUAACUCUUUCAUGUGCGUUUACUGGUGAGUUUCUCGUGGCACAGUCAGAUUACGGUAAUCUUAGGGUCUGUAACCUAGAGGGCAAGUGCAUUGGGGAGACCAAGACCGCUGGAGAUAGUACACCUACGAUGCACUCGAGUUGUGUCCGCGGUAAUAAAUUGAUUGCUUGUGAUAAGGUGACAGGUGCCAGCUCAUUGUGGAUGAUUAACACAGAGAGUGGCGUCCAAGUUGUGAACAUUUUGAGAGGGAUUAUGUUUCAUCGCGAUGUGGAGACGGAAUUCUUCGAAUUUUGGAUGAGUGACACUAAACUGGCUUUCGUUCAUUACUUUAGUGAAAAUUUGGAAGAGGGCCUCGUCCAGGCACCAUACAUUGCAGUUCACCAUUAUUGGUGAAGAUGAGGGGGUGAGUCGGGCAUCAAUAUCCUUGUGAACUUGGAUUCUCACUAUUAUGAGAAAGACUCCGUGUAUAUGAACUGGUAUGCUAGUUUUGCAUAGCAGCUCAACACGCUGACCAAACUUUACUUGCCGAUUACGAUUACAAUGUACUUUGUUGGCUUUACAGCUCUUUAAGUAUGUCUGCAACGUUAUGAAAUGUUUCGUAAUUCAUGCAUACAACAGUAACCGCAACAUGCUUGUGACGUCACCGCGGGUAAUAUUUGUACCUACAGUUAACUGAGAGUUGAUACAUCUCAGUGUAUGAGAAUGUUUUGACGAAUGUUUCAUGAUGACGUCGCAGUUUAUUUGCGAUUAUGUACGCUUUGAUUUUUUACAUUUCAUUCCUUUAGGUAAAAUAUACAUGUCGAUACAAAAUUAGUUUUGAAUCAGACCUAUAGACAUAUAUAAACUGUACGCUUGCACCAGAAUGACACUCGCUUAUAGUUAUAUACACAUGGCAAACGUGACUGACAGGCGUGGAGGCCUAGAGACAUUCUUUAGAUAAAAGGUCCCCCUCGAAAAAAAGGUAUCUGUAAAAUUGUUAUUAGCAUAUCCCUGCACAAUACCCGUGGCUCAUCUAUCCCACCAGGUAGCCGGCUAAGGGAAUACAGGGAAACGCUUGACUAGUCACCCACAAA